AUGAAGUGGAUUAAUAUCUUUAUUUUGCAAGUCAUGAUCCAGCCAUGUCUUCAGGUCAUGUUAACCACCACUGCGGAGCGGACCUCAUAUAAGGCCGAGUUGGGAAGAAAUGUGAUAAUGGGCUGUAGGUUCUUCCCUUUGUCUCAGCAUCCCUACGAAGACUUGACGGUGUCUUGGCACUGGACCUCACUGGCUCGGUCUCGAGAAGUGUACCAGAUGGAAAAAGGACAGGAGUUGAACUCCUCCCAGCAUUCGGACUUCCGAGGUCGCGCCAGGCUGCUCACCGAACGGAUUAAAGAUGGCUGGGCGAAGUUGCAGGUAACCAGGCUUUGCAUUAAUGACACGGGAACCUACCAAUGUAAAAUAAGAACAACAAACGGAGCUGACUAUAAGGAUAUUAAGUUAACAGUGACUGCACCUUUCAAAAAAGUGACCAAAGACAUUUUUAAAUCAGCAAAAGAGGAUAAGCUUGUGCUAACCUGUCAGUCUGAGGGCUAUCCAAUAUCUAAGGUCACCUGGGGAGACAAUCACCAGCAAAGACUCAACGCCAGCACCACCGUUGUGGUGACGGAAGACGGCCUCUUCAGAAUCACCACUCAGAUACGGGUGGCAUCAUCGCAGAAAAACAACUACACGUGUAGCUUUAACAGUAGCGGAUCUUCUAGGUCUUUUUUCAUUCCAGAAGACACACAACUACAGAAAGGGAACCAACGCAAGGUAGCUGUAAUUAUUGCAGCAGUAGGCGCAAUUAUUAGACUUGCACUAAUUGGCUUAUUGAUAGUGCUAAUUUACCUGCACCAAAAAGGCUUUGGAAGGAAUAUGGAGCCCGACUGGGCUUCAAGGACCAGACGGAUAUUCAAGUUACCAGAACCAACCUCGAACUCGAGGGCGGAGCGAGUGUAA
This is a messenger RNA of Phycodurus eques (leafy seadragon), 903 nucleotides long. RefSeq names its product programmed cell death 1 ligand 1-like. The record is from RefSeq and is a predicted model, not a curated record. Gene Ontology annotation, cellular component: external side of plasma membrane. Bases 1 to 903 code for a protein of 300 amino acids. The transcript has a single exon. Gene Ontology annotation, biological process: cellular response to lipopolysaccharide; positive regulation of T cell proliferation; negative regulation of T cell proliferation. Lineage: Eukaryota; Metazoa; Chordata; Actinopteri; Syngnathiformes; Syngnathidae.